AUGACUAAACCACUAGCUCUUUGCCGUCCGUUUAUUCCUCCCUCCGUUCUCGUAACGAAUAAAAGACUUCUCUCCUCGACCACUUUUUGGUCUGGAGAACCGGAGAAGAGUCCGAAAAGAAGAAAACUCUUUGUCGUUCCUCGCUUCCGUUUGUUUGUCUCGCCUUCGCGACGUAUUCGGGUAUGCCCUCGUCGUCCUUUUCGUGGUGUGAUUCGUCCACCUGCUGUUUCUGCGUGUGGGUUUGCCGAGGCUCCGACACUUUUCCCGCUUCCUUCUUUUCUUCCGUUGAGUAUAGGCCCUGAUAUUCUUGAUUGUGUCAUAGGAACAUAUAAUCCCAAAGAUCCGUAUAGAAAACAAGGAAAGCUGAGCUUUUUGGAUUCUUACCGGCGACUAACACAGAAUCUUAUCCUUUCAUGCAAAAUCACCAGAAACUACUCGCGAUUGAUUUUUCUGAUUGACCAUCCUGAAGCCCAUGAUCACCCGAUUCGACUGUGUGAGAAUGAAUGUGAAGUAUGGAAGCUGUUUGACAAUAUAGACCUGAGAAGUUUUUCGUACGAAGAAAAGUGGUGUAAAUGGUGA
Mucor mucedo is the source of this 579-nucleotide messenger RNA. RefSeq lists its product as uncharacterized. Lineage: Eukaryota; Fungi; Mucoromycota; Mucoromycetes; Mucorales; Mucoraceae. The coding region runs from base 1 to 579 and encodes 192 amino acids. The record is from RefSeq and is a predicted model, not a curated record. The transcript has 7 exons.